Molecule: messenger RNA, 2682 nt
Organism: Episyrphus balteatus (marmalade hoverfly)
Lineage: Eukaryota; Metazoa; Arthropoda; Insecta; Diptera; Syrphidae
Exons: 6
Coding region: 1086-2378 (430 amino acids)
Source: RefSeq, a predicted model, not a curated record
UCAUCAUUAUUUAUAAACUGUCGGAAAUCUUCGGGACAUUUUUUGAUAUUUCGUGACUUUUGGCUAUGGAUUAACUCAAUUCGCGCAAAAGCAAGUCCUUUCUCUUUUCAUAGCUGGCGUCAAGAAAAAAAACACAACAAAACAAAAACGUCUUAACGUUACAAAUUUAAUUGAUUUAUCAAUAGAGAUACUAAAUCGUAGAACUCCAAGUUGUCACCAUCGAUAUAGACGACAACCAUGGAAAAAGCAACUCACGACCUAUUGUAUUGUCUAUCGCUUUUUCUAAAUUUUAACGCCCAUUUUAUCUUCAAUAAUGCAUUGAAAUUCUCACGCGCUCAGUAUAUUCCUUUGGGUUUGCUCUCUCCUUAAAUAUCUUUUUUUAUAUUGUGGUGUUCUAAAAAUCAAGUGAAAGAUUGAAGAAGAAAAAAGCUGGAAAAGUGCCUUGUGCCUACUACCAGUGGCACUUAAAUUCUCAAGAGGUGUAGCAUUAGAUAGUUAGAUUUCCACUACUACACCGUCUGCCUGUUCUUUAUUGUUGUUGUAAGUUCUCAUUUUUCACAUCUAAUGUACGUUAGAACACUCAAAGGUGACUCUCCAAAGUCUCAAUAGAAAAUCCAAUAGACAGGUGAAUGUUGUAUUCCUCUGUGGUGCUACUCGUAUUCUGUUGGUGCAUUUUGUGCUUCUGGAAAGUGGAAAAUUCUUUGGAAUGGAAAAUUCUCUGAAAAGAAAAUAGACUUUGGCUGGCUACAAAUGAUAAUCCAGCGAUCAUCUUUGAUUCAUUUUGAAAUUUGCUCUUGAAGCGGUUUGUUGUGUUUGAUUUUCUUCUCGCGAUCUCAUGAUAUCCGGAACAAUAACUUUGAUAUUAUGACUGCAUUUUGGAUUAAAAUUACUUACCGUUGUGGGUUCCACUUAAAAAAUUAAAAAAAAAAAAAAAAAAUAAAGGGACGUGAAGCAUAAAUACACCAAGCUAACAUAUUAAUGAAAAAGUGGAUUGAAAAGUGUUAUUUGAAAAGAAAAUAGAAUACCAAAAGUGUAUUACAGUUAUUUACUUAAGUCUAAUUUUUAAAAAUUUUAUUUGAGCAAAAAUGAACCAUUACAAAGUUAAUUGGAUUAAAAAACUUGGGUUUAUAGGAGCAAUAAUGGCAAUCAUUGGAUACAGCAGAGCCCAAGAUUACGAUGUUGGUGACAUACAGUGCUCAUUCUCAACGGCGCCUGGGUCAAAUGUUGAUGAUUUGAUAACGGCACGGUUAAAGCGACCCGCUGGCUUUAAAGGGGCACCCCUAUUCGCCGAUGAUCGAAGUGUGAACCCGGAGACAGAUCGCAACUGCGCAAUCAAGCAAGAUCCCAACGAUCCAACUGAAUUGGCUUAUAAUUUGAAAAUUACGGAUUUCAGCCGAUGUGGAGUUCUUAAGAGAAAUGGUUUUGUUCAUGUGCGAAUAUGGUUUCCACAAUUCCCGGGUGUUGUGAUGCAGUCCGAUCAAGAACUUAUUAUAAUGUGUAAGCCACCGGAGCCAACUGUGAUUGAAAACAAAGCGGCAGGAUUUGCGGGAAGCUUUCCUCAUGGAGCCCGAGUAUCUGGUGUAGUUGAAGAAACGCCCGGCCGAUUGGAAUACGAAGUAGCUCUUUACAAAGAAGCUCCACCUAUUGCCCGAAUAAGUGGUGCAAAUACACCAGUUAGCACAACGAAAGACCCACCAGCAUCAAGUGAACUACCAGUUGAUCAAGCUGUACCGAUUGGUACUAAGCUUCAGCUUCGUGCCAGAAUAAGCGCUGCAUCAGUUUGGAAGUAUGUAAAGCUUAUGGAAGUAACAGUUUCACCAGAUCCAGAUGCUCCACAUGCAAUGGGAGCAGUUUCUCUUGUUCGUGAUGGAUGUAGAAAUCGUGAUUUUGCUACAAUUAUACCUCAUCAGCCAGCUCGCUACAGAGAUCGUCACAAUGAAGUGUUUCUAGAUUUCGAAGCGUUCUUAUUGAGUUCGAUGAAGGAACGAGCAACACUUUGGAUUCAUUCGCAGAUUAAGGCCUGCAUGGAUCCUAGUGAUUGUCAGCCUGAUUUUUGUAUGGAUAUUUAUGAACCAUCUGGACAUGGGAGGAAACGGAGGGCAUUAGAUUAUCAAUCAUCUAAUAAGACAGAAUUUACAAGAUUCAAAGAGAAUAUUGAGUAUACUGUUAUAAUGCCGGGGGAAAUUGAAAUGACACCGGAACAGGAAACUUGUAGAAAUAUUUUGGUUGUAGCUGGAUUCUUGGGAUUGUUGUUGUCGAUCGCCGUGACUUUUAUCUGUACCCUGGCUGCACGUCUUCAAAUGGAACAAAAGAUUAAAAUGAAUCAAAUGGGUCCAGGCUACACAUCGGGAUAUGCUGCCCGAACCAUGGUUCAGUAAAUUGGCUGUACAUGAAGCCAUGUAAUACGGCAACGAAUUUAGUAUAUUUUUAAGUAAAAAAGUCUGUCUUUGUAAUAAUUUAAUAAUUUAUAAUUUAUGAAACAUAGUACAUAGUUUGUGAAACUUGCCUCGAGAUAAUUAUUUAAAUAAACGUUGUUUCUAUCCCAGAGGGACUUGAAAAUGCAUUUAAAUAAAAGCUAGGAUUAUAUUUUUAAAUAGUUUAAAGUUAAGCUUCUAUUAUUAUUUAACUAUAUUUAGUGUAUCUAUGAUAUAAGUAAAAAACAACCGAAUAAAUGUGACUGAU